Peronospora matthiolae is the source of this 1161-nucleotide messenger RNA. The record is from the annotation of a GenBank genome assembly. Lineage: Eukaryota; Oomycota; Peronosporomycetes; Peronosporales; Peronosporaceae.
AUGGCUACAUCUUCUGUAGCCGGGGCUCCUUGUCGCAACGUGACGCUACGUCAUGUGCUGCUCUUCCACCGCCAUGGCGACCGGACGCCCGUGCUCACCUCAUUUGGCACGACGGCCCCGCCACAGGAAGAUGAGACGGCGUUCUGGGCAUCGAAAGUGGCUACACCCGAACAGCUCAAGCUGUUACUCGAGACUGCCAAGCCCGUAGGUGCCACUGCAUUAAAGGCGCCAGUUUUCACUCCAUCCAAAGACUCACAGCAUCCGUACGGUCUCUUGACCUGCAAAGGCGUCCAGGAUAUGACGCAGAAAGGACGUGCACUGCGAGAGCGCUACGGUGCGUUCAUCGACAGCAAAACUGUCCAGCGCGAGGACGUCUACGUGCUUUCGAGCAGCGUUCCCCGUACGGUCGAGUCUGUGCAGAGUCUACUGCGUGGCUUCUUCCACGAUGAAGACGUCCAGGUGCCGCAGUUUCACGUGCACACAUAUGAGCACAAUGUGCUGGCGCCAAGACAUCCGCGACAAGUGUUCAACGAGAUUGAGCUCCUGGUGUAUGACGAAGUGCUCAAGCUUCGAAGCGAGAGCGAGCGGGAGAUCACGAAGCAAUUGGCGUCGCAUCUACGAAAGUGUCUGGCAAUCCCUAGUGACCAGCCCCUGUCCUGGACGGCCAUUCGGGAUACACUGAUGUGUCGAGCAGCCCAUGGCUGGCCAUACCCGGACGGUAUUGACCACACGAUCUUCCAGCAGGUCGAGGCGUAUGACACGUGGCUCUGGCAGCGACUUUAUCGCGGCAAAGACUUUUGCUACCGAGCGUUUAAAGAGGGUGUUCAAGAAGUGUACAGCUUUGUCAAGACUGUGGUCGAGAACAAGCAGUUGGCCAAGUUAUCCUUCUUCUCGGCACAUGACAACUCAAUUGUGGCAUUGCUGGGCGCAUUGCAGCUUGAGGUGGGACCGCAUCUGCCGGAAUAUGGCUCCAUGUUGGCCUUGGAGAUAUACGAAGACGAAGCCACGCACGAGUUCUUCGUCUUGCCACGUUACGACAACAAGGAGGUGACGUUUGCAGGUCACGAACAUGACGCGCUAUGUCCCUUCGCACACUUUGAAUCGCUCGUCCUUGACUUUUUGUCGUACAGGCCAAGUGAACAAGCUCGAGCGAAACAUUGA